Molecule: messenger RNA, 1820 nt
Organism: Liolophura sinensis
Lineage: Eukaryota; Metazoa; Mollusca; Polyplacophora; Chitonida; Chitonidae
Exons: 5
Coding region: 97-1770 (557 amino acids)
Source: RefSeq, a predicted model, not a curated record
GAAGGCUCGAAAGUGAGUGGCGUCUGCUAGUAUAGAAACCAUCAAUUUGCGACUUUCUUCACGAACUGGUUUACAUAAAACUGAAAAUCUUCAACGAUGGACAAAAAGGGUGGAGGAGAGACAACACCGUCACCGAAACUUAAACGUGGAGGCACACUGUCGCGAGAACAGUACAAUUUAUUUGUGCGAUAUUUAACAACAAAACUUCGACCGUCAAAAAGCGAACUGAAACAAGCAAAUUUGCUAGAUUCACCUCAGAGUAAGCAUAAACAUGGCUAUGGGUUGUCUGGCCGCUUUUUAGGUUGGGCGAAAAGGAUGACACUUCGAGAGACUGACAAUGUCCUUCUGCUGAAAAGGAAUGGAAAAGAAAUUUUAUGUCGAGAAGAUUUUGAAUCGGCUGUCAGGCAAAUGAACGAGUCAUUUCUGGGAACUCAUCUUAGUUUUUCGGUCACAUUGAGAAAGAUGCGAGAGAAGUACACGAUGGGCAAGCGUGAGUUUGGCAUGAAUGAGGACACCAUUAGAGAAGUGCUGUUCACUUGUGUUAAAGCAGACUGCCCAUGUAAAAAGGUGAAAAAAGUCCCAAGAGAAGAAGUGAUUGGGCCUCAACCUAUCAGAGAAACCAAAAGCUGCAGUUCCCUGCCGAAUAAAACUACUUCUUUGCCAGACACAGAACUAAACUCCUCUGAGCUUGAGAGAAAAGGAAUGGCCUCAAAUUUGUCCACACCCUCAUCAGAUAACAAGGUGUUUCCUACAAGCACUACAGCUGGAAAUAGCAGUAAACCGUCUGUAGCUUGUUACACUGUGUUAAACUUGGCAGAUAUCGUCAACUUGGCCUCACAAACCAUGGGACAAUCUGAGGGAAAUAGUGUAACAGCGAAAAACCUCAUUCUUAAAUAUCAGAAUUUUAACAACAACCUGACAAAUGUGGGCACACAACUAUCUCUUUCAAAGUCAUUCAAUCAAAGUGCAGAAUUACCAUCCAUUGGUGCCAGAUUACAGUCUUCAGAUCUUAAUACUGGUACCCAGUCUGGAAAUCCUAAUCCCACCCCUACACCAAUACGGCCGGCCUCUGACCUUAGGCAGCGCUCUAUUUUGUACAGAAUUUGUGCUAAUCAGCAAGUUUUGAACAAUGCUUUAUCUUUGGCCUCACCCAAUAAAAUGCUGCCGUGUGUGCAGAGGCAGCUGAUUGGACAAGCAUCCUCAGAGGUCAAGGCUGACUCCACUGAUAAGGAUGUACGACCAUCUGGAUCAAGGUCAUCAAUGUCAGACCUUGACUGGGAGUCCUUUACCUCACUGAGUGUAUUUGCUGAGGCCUUGGGAGGUCAGACAGGACUUCAGGAAUGUCUCAGUAAAGCCAGAGAAGCCAGCAAUGCAAGGAAACAGGCCAACAGUUCAUGUAGUCCUUCAGAUAAAAGUGGACAUCAGAGCAUUGGAAUCCCAUCCUUCACAAUAAGAGGCAACCUAGCUCUACCUCAACCAGACAUGUGGUACUUUUAUCAAGAUAUUGUAAAAGAGACCCACAGAUACAAGAGAUUACUCUGCGUUAUUGAUGACAUGAAACUGGAAGUCAGACAGUCACUGAUGGGAAUAAAGCCAGCUACAGAACGCCUUAAAAGAAAAAUGGCACAUGCUGAGAGCCUGAUUCAGAAGUGCAAAGCCAUUGCAUGUCUGCGAGAAAAACUAGCCACAGACAGGAGGAAGAGGUUGCAUAGUGUUAAAGCGACUGGAGAUAGGAGUGAUGGAACUGACAAAUCCAAGCUAGCAGCUUGACAGACAAAAUUGCUGUGUGUUCAUGCUAUGAACAGUUGUACCAGCAUUAA